Molecule: messenger RNA, 585 nt
Organism: Rubroshorea leprosula
Lineage: Eukaryota; Viridiplantae; Streptophyta; Magnoliopsida; Malvales; Dipterocarpaceae
Source: the annotation of a GenBank genome assembly
CGUUUUCUGAUAAACCCUAGAAAGAGUCCAUUAAACCAUCAACAAUCAACCAAAAUCACCAAAAUUAGUAGCCAGCAUUGUGCAAGCAUCAAAAUCCCUAAAUUUUUUUCUUCUCUUCGAACUCAUUUGUCCUCCGAGUGAUGUAGCACGAGCCCGAGCUCAUGUUCGACACCCUGAAGCACCGUGUGGAUGAGUUUUGUGGGCCGGAACACAACAAUUCCGGUAGUGAUGAUGGUCACUGCACGGCCAACGCUGCUCUAGCCAGCAGCCUUGCUCGACCUUCCGCAAUAUGCCGUAUCUGGACGAGCAAUGGUCUUGUUGUUGUGCCUGAGACGGCCGACGCUACUUCCCAUGUGUUGCUUGCAUUCUGUUUUAUGUUUUAAUUGUUAAUUUGGAUUUUUUUUUUUUUUUUUAUUGUUUCCAGGAUGAGCAAAAGAUGUUAGCAGAGUAGGGGAGUGUGUCUUUUGCAUUUUGUGGGGAAGAGAGGGGACUAAAGUAACCAAAGCCAUCCUUUGCAAAUUCGGGAUCUUAUUCCCUCUUUUGUUAUUAGAGUUUCUCAGUUCUUAAUUAAAAAUUUCAUUUAUA